CUAUCAGAAAACAAGACCUACAAUCAUUCUCCUCUAAAAUUUCACCAAGUCUAUAGACAAAAACAGGAAAAAACUCUCUCUCUCUCUUUGUUUUUUUGUAUUGGUCUUUUUUUAGAAGUUCAAGUGAUAAACACUGAAAUAUUCAGGCCAAUUUCUGCCUAUAUCUAAAUUCUAGACCUAUCUUUUAUUCUCAAACAUCAUGGACUUUAACAAUAACUCAUCACCAGCCAACUCACCCUCUUCAUCAAAGUCCAAAAGAAAGGCACAGCCACAACAACAACAACAACAACAAACACCACUACAAAACCAACAAGGAGAAGCAUUAAGGUUUUUGGGAGUAAGAAGAAGGCCAUGGGGUAGAUAUGCAGCAGAGAUAAGAGACCCUUCAACAAAAGAGAGACAUUGGCUCGGCACAUUUGACACUGCAGAAGAAGCAGCUUUAGCUUAUGACCGAGCCGCUCGGUCCAUGCGAGGUUCAAAAGCUCGUACCAACUUUGUUUACUCUGACAUGCCUAGAGGCUCCUCUGUCACCUCUAUUAUCUCUCCUGACGAAACACAUCAUGAAAUCUCACCUCUCUUCACUCCUGCCCUUCAACACCACCAACAAAAUGACACAACCAACAACACAAACACCACCACCACAGAGCUCUUCUUCACACAGGACCCUUUCAAUGCUGCAUGUCCAUUUUCUGGGUGGGCUCAAGGGAAUACAACAACUUUGGGUUCUUAUCAGCCCAUUACUGGUAUUAUGGACACUGACACUGGGCUUUCACACUCACAGACUUACUCUGAUAGCACUCAGCUACCACCCUUGCCUCCUGAUGCGUCAUCAUCUUUUUAUGGGUCUGGACUAUUGGGCUCCGAUAUGGGACAAGGAGUUUGGACUGACACGAACUUUUUUGGGUUUUCUGAGGAUACUACAAAUGGGCUUGACUCUGCACUUACUGGGCCGUACUUGGGUUUUGAUUCUAAUGAAUUUGUGCAGCACAGCCCACUCUUUGGGAGGAUGCCACCUGUCCCAGACACUAGUACCACUGGAUUUGAUUUGGGUUCAUCAUCUGCUUUCUAUAAAAGUAUUGGGUAAAUUUUAGUUACAGUUCCUUUAGUGUUUUACCUUAACUCUCUUAAUUAAAUUCAACUAUAUUGCAUUAGAAGAACAAGAAAAUGUAUUGACCAAUAAGGCAAACGUUUGUGCUAUAUUGGCCAAUAAAUUUUAUAGUUGAAUUUAAUCGAAGAUUUUAAGGUUUAACACAUAAAGAAUGUAUCUAAGUUUUGCCAUUUUUUAAGUAUUAAGCCUUCUCAAUUUCAACAUAUGUGUGUACUUUUUUCUUUUCAUUUUGUGAUUUUAAGGUGAUAUAGGUAAUGGUUGCAUGGAUAGUGUUGGGCUUGGAAUACAAAAGCCUGCUGCUUUUUUGUU
Molecule: messenger RNA, 1417 nt
Organism: Quercus robur (English oak)
Lineage: Eukaryota; Viridiplantae; Streptophyta; Magnoliopsida; Fagales; Fagaceae
Product: ethylene-responsive transcription factor LEP-like
Exons: 1
Coding region: 200-1084 (294 amino acids)
Biological process (GO): regulation of DNA-templated transcription
Molecular function (GO): DNA-binding transcription factor activity; DNA binding
Source: RefSeq, a predicted model, not a curated record